Molecule: messenger RNA, 519 nt
Organism: Striga asiatica
Lineage: Eukaryota; Viridiplantae; Streptophyta; Magnoliopsida; Lamiales; Orobanchaceae
Source: the annotation of a GenBank genome assembly
AUGGCUAGCGUAGUUCGGCCGCUAAUUCAACGGCCCCGCGCCACCCCCGCUCGACGGUCACUCGCCUUCUCAGCCUCCGUUCGUCAUCAACAAGCGCCGUCGGUAGUUUUCCGUUCCUCGCGCUCUUCACGACUUCGUAUCGACGAGUUUAUUUCCGCUCACGCGCUCUCGAACUGCGUGACGUCAAUUCUUUCUCCGUCGGCAGCGGUAGCGACGAUUAGGUCUCCGACGGCAUCCGAGAGAAGAGCAGUCGCACUGAGAGGAAGCGUGAUGACCGACGCGCCGUGCGGUGGGGCAUGGAGCUGGCGAGCUUCUAUCCACCUCAAAUCAACCGCAUCCUCGGAAAAUGCUGUAGAAGCUGGGGAUUUUAGAGCGAUCGGAUAUUAUCACUCAGCAUACAUUUUUCUCAAUUUACUCUUUUCGUUUAGGAGAGAUCCUCAUCCUCAUUAUCUUAAUUCUGUUGAUUAUCUUGAGCAGCUUUCCGGCCACUAUGUGCUGUCUUACGAGCCAUUUGGCUGA